AAACUAAACCAUUCAUCAAUUUGUAUCAAAGUCUCUGAAAAUCCUCUGCCAUCAAAAAAAAAAUCCUCAAAAAACCAAUUAAAUUGAACUAUGGCUUAUUGGUCAGCAGAAAAUGCCACAAAGGCCUAUCUUAGCACUUUGAAAAUGGGUGAAAAAGCUAAAGAACCAAAUGUAGCUGAAUUUAUAUCAGCACUAGCAGCUGGAAACAAUGCACAAAUGAUGAUUGUAGCAUGUGCUAAUGAAGCAGAUUCAACAACACUAGGUUUAGUUGCUGCUGCCAAUCAAACUAGUGGCAAAGUCAUUUGUAUUGUUCCAAAUCAUGAAAAUCUAAUUGCAUCAAAAAAUGUCUUAGGAAUUGCUUCACAUCAAGUUGAAUUCAUGGUUGGAGAAGCUCAAGAAAUACUUGAAUUAGAGCAAUAUGAAUCAGCAGAUUUUUUCCUCAUUGAUUGUAACAUUAAGAAUCAUGAAGAGAUUCUCAAAGCAAUUCAAAAGGGUAGGAAGCAAAAUGGUACAAUUGUUGUGGGGUACAAUGGAUUUAAUUGUAAAGGGUCAUGGUUAUCAUUAUCAUGUGGAUCAAAGACUCGACUUUUGCCUAUUGGAGAAGGGCUUUUGGUGACAAGAUUUGGAAUAAAUGUGAAUAGUCCAAAAUAUGAAACAACAAGUAGAAUGGGAAAAAUUAAAAGUCGUUGGGUAGUCAAAGUUGAUAAAUGCACAGGUGAGGAACAUGUGUUUAGGGUCAGAUUUAAUCACGGGAAAGUUAUUCAAGCUUAAUUAUUAUAUAUUAAUUAUAUAUGUGGUUAGUUCAUUUGUACAAAUUAUUCAAUCAAAGAUUAGAUUAUUAUUAGUUUCAUUUCUUAGCAAAAUGGGGUACUAAAUUUGUUUUUAUUAAAAAGUACUUAGUGUUGGAUUUUAUCAUGUAUAUAUUAGAUUAAUUGAUUUUGAGACUUGUUUGAAUAUUUAUGUUCUAUGUAUGUACAAAUGAUUUUGA
Cicer arietinum (chickpea) is the source of this 988-nucleotide messenger RNA. RefSeq lists its product as uncharacterized. NCBI's taxonomy places the organism in Eukaryota, Viridiplantae, Streptophyta, Magnoliopsida, Fabales, Fabaceae. The record is from RefSeq and is a predicted model, not a curated record.